AUGGCCUCCCUCAUGUCUCCUCAGGAAGGAAUCUCCAACGAUGAGAUCCCUUUGGAAAAGAACGCCGGGCUCGUGAUGGGUACAAACAACAGUAGCAUUGUGUCGAAAAGAAGUGUUGAGAAGCUGUACCUUCCUCAACCGCACUUUUAUCGCUACUUUGUCAAAAAGCCAAUCCGCCGGUCUCCCACCAUCAACCGUGGAUACUGGCUUCGCAUGAGGGCCGUCGAUUGGGUGGUCAAACAGUUCCUGGAAAAGCCCUCUGACUUGGAGAAAGUCGUCAUCAACUUGGGCUGUGGCUACGACCCCCUUCCGUUCCAAUGGAUGGCCCAACACCCAGACUUGUGUGGCAACACCAGAUUUAUCGAUGUCGAUUUCGAAGAACUCAUGAUCAGCAAGCGAGACAUCAUCUUGAAUACCCCCAAAAUGAGAGACAUGCUCUCAACGACACCGGACAAGGAGUCCAUGAAGGGUGUUGUUCUGGACUCGGAUGUCUACGUCGCAAUCGGAUGUGAUCUACGAAAUCCUCCUAGGUUGGAGCGCCUUCUGAAGUCCGUUGUGGAGCUGGAUCAAUGCCUUGUAUUAUGCAUCGCCGAAGUCAGCAUCACCUACAUGGCUACUGAGGAUGCGGAUGCGCUGAUUGCUUGGACCUCGACGUUGUCUCCAGAUGUAACAUUCUGUCUGCUGGAACAACAGUCACCAGAUCGACCGGACAACCCAUUCACGGCGGCCAUGUUGAAACAUUUUGCUAAACUAGGAACACCCCUUCGCUCCGUACUUACCUAUCCCAGUUGUCACACCCAAACAUUACGCUUUCAGGAUGCCGGAUACCCUCAUGUUGAGAUACAGAAUUUAUGGGAGCUUUGGGCUGAUCCCAGAUUUCUGUCCCCAUCUCAAAGAAUGUCUCUGGACGAAGCUGAGCCCUUUGAUGAGUGGGAAGAGUUCGCGCUCUUCGCUUCUCAUUACUGCCUAAUAAUUGCACAGACAGGGCCCGAACCUCUCGUGCCAGAGCAACAGAGAUCGAGGAGGGCAUCAGUUGACAGUUUGGCGUCAGACAUGUCAGCACGGACCGUCUCACCCCACAGAGAUAAUACCCAGUGGUUCGCAUACAAAUAUUCCGCGAAUCCAGAGAAAGAAGGGAGGUCGCAUCACGGCUCCGCUUUUAUCGUUCCAGGUCAAGAUGCUAUAGCCGUCCAUGGCGGUGUUGGCCUUCGAGGCCGCUUGGCCACGACUUCUGUCUACACCUCGGCAGGUUCGACACUUCCAUAUCCCACCGUCCCACCUGAGGAAAUAGGUGCUAGGUGUUGCCAUACCAUCACAUCGCUCCGCAAUGGACAGAACCUUCUCAUUGGCGGUCGAGGUUCACCAUCGUCGCCGAUGAAAGACUGUUGGCUCCAAACGGACUCGAAAUGGGAGAGAGUUCAUGAUCUUCCCGAGCCCCGUUUUCGACAUCGAGCAGCGGCUGUGGUACUCCCUUACGAUCAAUAUGGUGUGGUGGUGUUUGGAGGGAAAACAUCGGCCACACGAAUAGCGAUCGACUGCCUGCUGUGGGACAGGGAGAACGGCUGGCAAGUUCUUCGCAGCCUCAAAUCUGACCCUAUGCCGCGCUUUGGGGCAUCUUUCAUCCGCCUUGGCUUUAAUCAUGGUCUCCUCCUAGGUGGAAUGCGCCAGGAUGGAGUCAUAUGCCAAGGGCUGUGGAAAUGGAGACUGAUAAUCCGGGACAACAAAGUCAUGGGAAUCAAUUUCAGGGUAUCCACGGCUUUGGAUGCGUCUGCGGGCAUCUGGCCAUGGUUAAAUCGCCUCGGGGCUUCUUACAGCGUCAUCCGAGACGAGAUUUUGCUCAUCGGUGGGGUAGCAAAGCACGGUUGCAUACCUAAGGACUAUGAGAUUCUCUCCAUCGUCGGUAGUUUCUCUGCCUUCAACGAAUACGAGAAGGAAAUGGAUUUCAGGGUCGCCUGUGUGCUCCCUAAGAGAGACCCCAAUGUCCCACGCCCUUUCCUCAUUGGCCAUUCUUCACAUUACACCGCACGACAGACUACUCUCAUUGUUGGCGGAGGUGCAACUUGUUUCAGCUUCGGCGCAUAUUGGAAUCCGGGCUGUUGGCUUCUAUAUGACCGGGAAGGAGGACUUAGUUCGCACUGGGCCAUGGUGAAGCCGGAGACCCGACAUCCUAACCCUCAAUCAACGACGCAGGGUACGUUGACGGCACACAUCUCAACUCCUGUCAAGCAUACCACGAUUGAAUCGGAGCAAGAUUUUACACGUGUCCUCUGCGAAGGCAGACCCAGACUCCUCUCCGACCUGGACAUUGGUCAAUGUAUAUCAUCUUGGACAGCAGCAUAUCUCCUCUCCAAAACUCCGCCCUCGAAAUCCGUCGUCGUCCAUUCUGCUCCGGGCCGGACCAUGAACUUUCAACGAAAAGACUUUGCCUACAAGACGAUCUCAUUCCAUGAAUUCAUCAACCAACUCGACUCCAACCCGAAUGCGCACAUGUAUCUCCGUUCGAUCUCCAGCACCCAUCCAACCACCUUACCCGCCGACCUUUCCAAUGACUGGCCUGAGCUGGCGUCCGAUUUUCGCAUGCCGCCUGCGCUCUCGUUCGUGAAGGAUAACCAGCACAGCAGUCCUCUUCGUAUCAGCGCAAAUGUGAAUAUGUGGCUGCACUACGAUGUGAUGGCCAAUGUUCUCUUCCAGAUUCGCGGUACCAGAAAACUUAUCUUGUUUCCACCGGAAGAUUUGAGGCAUCUGAAUUUUCCGCCCGGCUCGACCACGUCCAGUAUUGACAUCUUCGAGACAAACCAUCAGCCAGGAUCGGGGGAAGACACGGUGAAAUUCGUGCCAAACACAAGGCCUCACAUUGCUAUCUUAAAGCCCGGUUGUGCGUUGUAUAUUCCACCAUUGUGGGCACACACGGCGACGCCAUUGCCUGCUCUAACAAAACCACAGCCGGUGUUGUUGUCAACAUCGGCAUCAGCAUCAGCCUCAGAAUCAGCUUCCAAUUCAGCUUCAACGUCCGCUGCCGUGUCCGCAUCUGCACAUCCAUCCCAGCCCACGCUCGAUUCUACUUCAGCCACCAGCACCGGCGAUAGAUCACGGGAGUCUCAAGCCGCCAACGAAACAAGCGACCUUCCGGCCACGAACAGCAACACAGAUUCAAGCUCAACCUCGCCUUCGGACUCGAGAAUCAACAUCUCCGUCAACGUCUUCUUCCGCACCCUCCACCCGCACAAGUACGCCGCGGGCCGCGACGUGUACGGCAACCGCGACCUCGCCGCGUACGAGGAUGGCCGCCGGGACGUGGAAAAGAUUGUCCGCCGCUUCCUGAAGGCCGACCACGACGGCGAAAAGGCAAAGUCAAAACAGGGCCAGAAGAAUGGAAAUGGGAGUGACAAUGACAAUGAGAAUGAGAAUGCAAAUGGUAAACGAGCACAGGGAGUUUCUGGCCCCGAAGAGGGAGCAGGAUCCGGCGCGACUGGGCUGGAAAUGGGCGUGAUUCCAAAGGACAUCGUUAGGGCGUAUUUGGUCCGGUUGGCUGACGAGUUGAGGGACAAGGCGGACAAGUUGUAA
Molecule: messenger RNA, 3564 nt
Organism: Fonsecaea erecta
Lineage: Eukaryota; Fungi; Ascomycota; Eurotiomycetes; Chaetothyriales; Herpotrichiellaceae
Exons: 5
Coding region: 1-3564 (1187 amino acids)
Biological process (GO): tRNA methylation; wybutosine biosynthetic process
Molecular function (GO): tRNA methyltransferase activity; protein binding
Source: RefSeq, a predicted model, not a curated record